AUUCAACAAUCGUAGCCACCUGCUCCAAGCUUGGAAACUUGCUCCUCUUCAUAAAUCAUAAACACUUUCAAAAUACACAUUUUUCAAAGUCACUGUUCAGCACACAAUUUGACCGUAUACAAGCAACUCCGCGUGAAGUCGUGAAGAGAACAGAAGUGCUGUUAUUGGUAAGAGAGCAGACGGAGUGUGAUUGGCUGUGGGAUCCACUCCAUUUUGGAAACAGCUGUUUCAAGCUCUAUCCCUCUUGCUCCUCAUUGUGUUCGAGAGACUGUCAGAGGAGGAGCGUUGGAUUUGACUUGGAAUCUCGGAAUAAAUCAAUAGAAAUCCAUUGAAUCUGUGUGGAAUGAGGGAAGAGCGUUUGGAAAUGAAGGGGAAUCCCGACAAAGAGUGAAUGUCGUGGUAACAAGUGGAAGAAAGUGAAGCGGAUUAAGAGCAAAUCAAAUCACUUUACGCCCACAUCCUCCCUGAUCUGUGGGAGAGAGGCGUGCUGCAGCUGUGUGGGAUCCGUUCGCUGCAGAGAGAGAGAGAGACGGGAAGGAGAAGGACAGAAAGAGAGAGAAUGAGAGGAGGCUCCCUCAUAAACCCUAGGAUCAGAGGACACCGCUUUCUGUUUCUCGUGUGGACUAAAAUAAAACUGCCUUUAUUCAGGUCCUCGGAGAGCUUUGUAGCACCAUGUCAUUAGCGUUCAGAGUGCAUUCGGUGUAAUGAGAGGGCAGUUUGUGAGCAGAUGAUGGACGUUGAGGCGUCAUAUUCAGAGUUCAUAAACUGUGAUCGUACAGGUCGCAGGAACGCGGUGCCAGACAUUAAAGGAGAGACAGUAGUGGUGGGGACCAGUGAACUAACCAAAGACAUGGCUCAGAUGGAUCUGAAAGCUGCAGAGGUAGAUGCUUCUGGAUCUCCAGCCCCUGAUGCAGAGGCCUCUGGGAGCCAGGACAAUCAGGGGAAAGAGGGACCGUCAUAAAGAUCAAGAAUGACCCGGAGGAGAGAGGAAAGCUGAGGAGUUCUCUCCUUUUCUCAUCAAAAUUCUCCUCAUCUUUGCUCAUCAGGCAACAGUGAAGAGUUCCUCUCAUAGACUGCCAUUAAGGUGGACGUCCACCUGUUGCAUGCUGUUGAGUGCCUAAGAGACAGAUGGAGAAGUCACUGCCUUUGCAAAUACCACUAAAUGGGGCGAAUCCGUCAAGGACUGUGUUCAUUCACAGCGCUGAGUGAGGGAAAGUAGUUUUCUUCUUGCAGAGGUUGAACAGAAGCACAGGCUUUUUGAUAUUUUUCCAACCUAAACUUAAAACUAAAGCGUUCAAUCUCAUGUUGAGCUACUGUAUACUAUAAAGUACCAAAUAUAGCCUUUUUGUUACUGCCUGACAUGGAUGGCUCAAUUUUAAUUCUCUUUUUUUAAAACAAUGACCACUACAGUUGAAAGAGUUCUGAUUAUAGAACAGAAUUCUCAAAUAUUGCCUGAGGUCUGAAGAGAUUUGUUUCUAUACUUCUUUACAUACUGUAACAUGAUUAACAAUAUUUAUGUAGUAAGUUACUGCUCCUGGCACUGUUUUGUGGUUUUUGU
Messenger RNA from Pimephales promelas (fathead minnow), 1558 nucleotides. The record is from RefSeq and is a predicted model, not a curated record. NCBI's taxonomy places the organism in Eukaryota, Metazoa, Chordata, Actinopteri, Cypriniformes, Leuciscidae.